This is a messenger RNA of Empidonax traillii (willow flycatcher), 279 nucleotides long. RefSeq names its product bromodomain-containing protein 4-like. The record is from RefSeq and is a predicted model, not a curated record. The transcript has 2 exons. The annotation marks the transcript as partial. Lineage: Eukaryota; Metazoa; Chordata; Aves; Passeriformes; Tyrannidae.
GAGAGGGUGAGGAGCCGGGAGGAGGAGGAGGCGCUGGAGCAGGCCCGGCGGGUGCACGAGGAGGUUCGGCGGCGCCAGGAGACGCCGGUGCCGGUGCCGGUGGCCGUGGCGGUGUCGGCGGCGGGCGCGGCCCCGCAGGGCUCCCAGAGCUCCCAACCCCCCUCCAGCCAGGCCAUGCUGGACCAGCAGCGGGAAAUGGCCCGGAAGAGGGAGCAGGAGAGGAGGCGCCGGGAAGCCGUGAGUGCCCCACGGACCCCCCGGGAGUGGAACGGGCCCUAA